This is a messenger RNA of Fonticula alba, 3006 nucleotides long. RefSeq lists its product as hypothetical. Bases 1 to 3006 code for a protein of 1001 amino acids. NCBI's taxonomy places the organism in Eukaryota, Rotosphaerida, Fonticulaceae. The transcript has 12 exons. The record is from RefSeq and is a predicted model, not a curated record.
AUGCCGACUUCGAGCCCCGGUAGGCCUGCUCAGUCGGCCGAUGUCCUCGAUCACCGGCAGGCGAGCCGAUUGAUUCGGUACCUGGAACAGUCGGCCGAAGGCACCACCGCCAGCCCCAUUACACGCCUCUCCAUACUCAACCAGCCGACCCUUGACGUGAGCCAGUUGUUUGAGAUUUGUCGCCUGGCAGGAAGCGUCCGCGGCCUGCGUGAGCUCCAGAUAUCAGGAUGUGACCUCCAGGAUGACGAUGUGCGCCAUCUGGCCCCGGCCUUCGGCCGGCACCCCUGUUUGGAGUGGAUAUCCCUCGCAAACAACAGCCACUUGACGGACGCCAGCGGCCAUGCUCUUAUUUCCAAAGACGCCCUUUCCAUGAGCGACAGCAUCGAGCAUGUGGCCGUCGAGGGAACUGGCAUCCGAGGGCGUUUGGUUUCCAUCCUGGGCUCAUCCAUCUGGCGAAGCUUCUGCGGCUUCUCACAGGGCGACACGUCGAUACACCCCGGCAGCCCGGAGCCAUCUCCAUCGCGCCCGGGCGCGCCCCCGGCGCCGGUCAUGUGCGGCGAGGCGCUCCUUCUCUCGGCUUACAUCUUCGCCACCAUGGAAGAGUGUACCAUCACCGAGUCCGUGUUCUCGACGGUUGAUCGUGCCCUGCGGGGCUUCCGUGGUUCUACGCUCUACCUUCGCACCCGGCUGACGCACUUCUCAUCGGAGGAGCUUUUUCUGCGUUUUCUUAGCUCCUUGCGAUGGGUCACUCUUCAUGGUGGGCCGGAGGGACGUGGCGCCCGCAUUGUCCUAUACCAUGGAGUUGUGCAUGAAAAUAGCCUCGACGCCCUGGAUGACAGCCUCCUCCGUGGCCUCAACCGCCUGGUCAUUUAUCCCUUCACUGUUAGCAUCACCGAGCUACAGCGCUUCUCCAAACGGUCCGCCGCCAUCCCUUCCCUGCCGAUUCAACUGGCCGGCGUAUGCGGGGGACCGCCGACCGUCCAUGAGCAUGCCCUUCUUCAGCUGUUUCCCGGACCACAUACACCCCUGAGUGAUAAGCCCGGGCCUCCGGGCUGCAGGCUGACGCCACUCGAUUCGCCGGAUCUCCUCGUAGGCAGGCUGGCGGGUGCGGCUGAUGCCGUCAAAGGCGAAGGCACUCCGACCCGUAUGGGCCCCUCUUCUGGCCUAGCAGCAGGUCGGCUGAGCCAGGGCUCGGGCGACAUCCGCCUGGCCUCGAGCAUUGCGGAGCCCAUGUCUCCGGAGGUGUUCCUGGAAUAUGCUCACCGAGCUCCCGCCUUGCCUCCUGCCACACCCAGUGCCAUCGGCGAGCACAUCCGCCGGAUGGUGGAGCAAAUCCAAUCGUGCAACACCGCGAGGAAGCAUUUGGUCUUGCGAUGCGAAUUGCUGGCCCAGCGGCGGCACGAGUGUCUGUCCAGCGAAUUGGACCGGGUGCUGGCGGGUGACGCUCAUGCCCGGGCGGCUUUCCAGGCCUCCGCCAUUGAGUAUACCCGUGCGAUGGUGGAGGCCCAGCAGGCGGAGACGGCCAUCUUGGCGGUCGUUCGCGAGCUUUUCUCCUGGCUCUGGUCGGAUGAGCGGCUUUCCGCCGGGCGCGAGGGCUUACGGGCUUUCCUCCGCGCCGGGUGUGAAAGCUUGGCAGGCAGCCUCGAUCCCAGUACAUCGGCCGCCAGUGAAGGGCACCUCCCCUCGUCGUCGUCGUCGUCGUCGUCGUCGUCGGCCAUGGGGGGGUCCGCGCUGUCGGAGGUGAGUUUCCUCUGGUUGAUUGACCGGGGGUUCAAGGGCAAGACUGCCCAACAGAUACUCGGCCGCGGGCCGAUGAGCCUGGCCCGGGCCCUUUGGCAAUGGGAUACCAUCGAAGUUGCUCGGGAAUUGGGCCUCCCCCAUGCGGAGGCGGCCCACUUGCAGGUGCUCCUUGCGCGGGAGGUGUGUGGCCUGGCGGGCCCCGGUCGCGCGAGCAUCUACUUCUGGGACCACUCGCGUUUGUAUGACGAGUGGCUUUGUCCAGAUCUGUCCUCGGACAUUGGACGGCGCCACGAGGAGGCGCCUGCGCCCGGCCGGCGGCCAGGCCCUUCCUCCGGGCUGCGAAGUCAGGCCAUCGGCAAGCGCCUCCUCCAGGCCCUUCACCCAAGUGUCCUCCCAAGGGCACGGCAUUUCAGCGGACUCCUCUUUGCGGGCUUGUCAAUGCGCUUUUGCCAGGAGGCCCUGGAUCUGGGCCCGGUGGAGGCCGUUACCCUGGUCCAUAGUGCCAUGCGCUUUGUCCGGGCCCACACCUCCGGCGGCCGGGCGGGAAACCCCAGCCCGCCGGCUUCGCCGCGCAAGCGCUUCCGCCCGGUGCUAGAGGUGGCCCUGCCGGAGGAUGGUCCCGACACCGGGGAGCAGGUGGUGACGGUUUCCUCGCCGCGCCCUGCGCGACGGGAGGCCUCGCCCCGGCCGGCGGAGGAGGAUGGCUUCUUCCCCCCGGCGGCCCGGAGGCCCCCCCCGGCGAUGGAGGGCGCCGGCCAAAGGGCGCCGGAGGCCGAGGCGGCGGAGGAGGAGGGCUUUCGCAUCAGCAUUCAGUUGGGCACCGGGCUGGCAGGAGGCAGUAGCACCAGCCUGGUGGAGGAUUGCAUCCAAGUGUCGGAUUCCGGCACGGUGCAGGCCAGCCUCCUGAAGGUUGGCCCGGAUUUGGCUGGCUCUGUGGCGGCGACCGAGGACCCGACCGAGGGGGUGGUGCCGGUCAGCGCGGUGGAGCUCGCCGCCGAUGAGAGCACGGCCUUCCUGGGCCCGAGCAGCACCGGCAUCGGGGAAGCCGGCCAGUCGGGAUCUCCUAUUCCCAUGGCAGCCGUGCCAUCGCCCGAGGACGGGGGGAGCCCCAGCCGUGUGGCCGAUCCGCUGGCGUCGUCAUCAGCCCGGGGCAUGGCCCGGCCCUCCUCCCCAGGCACCCUGAUCCCGGAGCCGGAAUGGCUGGCGGGCGGGUGCUUCGCCACCGACCGGCCUGUGGCCGUGUCCUUCGGGCGCUACUUAAUCUAA